AUGUACCAACUUCCGGUGACCAAUUUGGACAGAGUCCGCAAGGCUCGCAAAGCGGUGAAGAACGUGUUGAGCGACAUCGGGCUGGAAGACUGCCAGAAUCUCCUUAAGGAACUUGACGGCAAAAAUGCGGAAAACGAGGCUGAGAAAGACGAUGAGGAGGGCGAUCCCUUAAUGGGCACCGAGUGGACGGACUUUAUUGAUGGAUACAAUGGACGCCUACGCAAGAAGUGGCCCUACCGCUCUCGCACCAUGUGCUGUGUCAUGUGCAAGUACUCUUCCAAGAACAUCUACCACUACCGCAGCCACGUGGCGCGUUGCCACGAGUACCUGCAGCGUCUGUGCUCGCUGACUUCCUGCCAACGUUGCUACUUCGUGGCGCACCCGCGCGCCGUCAAGAAGCACAUCCUGCUCUUCCACGGGGGGCGUUUGUUCGACCCGGGGGCCGCGCCCCCCGCCAACUUACCGCCGCUGGCUCCGGCGCCCCCGCUCUCGGUCGCCGCCGUCCUACACGGAAUGGAGCGCUACCGGUGCAAAAAGUGUUCCUUCCCGUCGCAGUCGGUCUUCACCAUCAAGAAGCACAUCAUCCUCAAGCACAUGGAGGGCGUGGCCGAACAUUACGUGGGCUUCCGGCACCCCAUAGCGGGCUCCAACGCCAAGUUGUACUACUGUAAAGUCUGCGACCUCAACGCGGGAAAUCUGGACCAGAUGCUGCACCACUUGCUGGUGGACCCCAAGCACUACACUAUCAGCACGCAGGUGCAGGCAAUGAUCUACGACAACAGGAACAAGCCCACUCCUGCCCCCAGGAGCGCACCCGUGACCAAUGGCAACGGACUCUUUGUCACCUUGCCCAACCUGGCGCCCAAGCAAAUGAACAGCAAGCCCUUCAUGGUGACCGGCAACGGGCAGCCAGGCGGCGGCACGGUGGUGGCGUUACAGCAACUUCAAAGCGCGACCAACAAGGCCGCCUUGAUCUGCGGCCCCGGGAGCAACCAGAGCUUUUUGCCCCCGCAGGCGUCGGCCUUGGUCCAGCUGGCCAGCGCCGAGGCCAAGGGUUUACUCCAGCCAGGCGCCACCAUAUCCCUACGCGGAUCCCCGGUGGCGCCGUACCCCAGCGUCAAGCCGCCCCCGCCGGCGGCGGCCUCGCCUCAAGCGCAGCAGAUCCUGAUUCCGCAGAUCAGAGCCGCCGCCCCCGCGCAGGUUCCGCCGCCCAACCAGAUGACGCUCCAAGGCACCAUGCUGACCUCGCAGUCCCUCCUGAGCCACCUCAUCCCCACUGGCAACCGCGUCAACGGCAUGCCCACGUACACCUUUGCGCCCCUCCAGAUGGUCCCCGCCACGCAGAGCUCCGGCAAAGCCCCCGAGCAGACGGCCGCCCAGGCCAAGAAGUGGAUCACUUGCCCCCUCUGCAAUGAACUUUUCCCUUCCAACGUCUUCGACGUGCACGUGGAGGUUGCCCACCAGACCAAGUGUACCCCCCACCGCGCCGAGUGCCUGGCGGGCAGGGCGGCCUUCCUCAAGAAGCUGCCCGACAAGACCAUCAAGUGCCUGACGUGCAAGGCGCUGCUGUCGGAGAAAAGCGUCCUGCAGCACCUGCUCCACGGCCUCAGCUGCCUCUACUGCUCCAUCUUGUUCUUCUCCGUCAAGCAGCUCGCCGAGCACGUCAAGAAGCACGACCCCGCUGGCAAGCUCUACUGCGAUUUCUUGCGUCAGAACUACAAGAUUUACACCAAGAGCGGCUCCGGGAUCAUCUUCCCCUACUUCGACGUCACCGCCGAGGCGCCCCAGGAGAUCUUGGGCGAAUGCGAGGUCAACUUGGCGCUGGUCACCAGCUCCCUGGAGCUCAUCUACGUCAACCUGCGGCCCAGCGCUCGGAGCGAAGUCUGUCCGCCGCCCGUCAAUAGCCAUGCCUCCUGCUGCACCUUCUGUGAUGAGAAGUUCCCGGAGGAGUCCAAGUACCUGCAGCACUUGAAGCAGAAACACCUGGUGGCGCCUACCAUCCACGCCAUCCUCAAGACAGACGCCUUCAAAUGCAUUUACUGCAACGGGGUCUACACGGGGAAAGUGACGCAGCAGGCCGUCAUGCUGCACAUGCAACGCUGCCGCUCUUCGCCCAAGCCCCCGCAGGCUCCCAAAAUGGUCGCCCCACCAGUUCCUCAGUUGGCCAAAGCUGCUGCAGCAACUCCGCAUUCAUCAGGGCUGGUGUUCCUCCAGAUGCCACGAGGGGUGACGUUGAAAACGUCGCAAGCCAAGUUGCUGCCGAAUCCCAAGUCGCCGCCGCAGAGCAAAGAGCAACUGGAGUCCACCAGGAGGCUGGAGGCUGCCCUGAAGCAGGUCAUCGAGUUCAACAAAAAGGAACGCGAGCAAAAAGCGGCCGUGCGCAAGGAGAGAAAAGAGCUCCCGGAAGCGCCCGAAAUCCAGGCCAACCCUGACGUCAAGCUAGCGCUAGAACCGACGGGGCAGGACCGCCGCAAGUACGAGGACCGACGCGACUUCAUCGCCCGCUACUUCAACGUGAAGCCCUACCUGGGCCGAGCCGAGACGCUGGAGCUCUGCCGCCGCCUGUCGCUCACCAAGUCGGAGGUGACGGCGCUCUUCAGCAAGAAGCGUACGCGCUGCAUGAAGAGCUUCAAGACCAGCAACGCCGCCGUGCUCUUGGGCUUCGACAUGGCGCGACUGGCGCAAGUGCAACACCCGAUGGAGGUGCCCGAGCAGAGGCCCGUCGAUACCAGGGAAGGGGAGGGGCAGGCCGACGACUCUGAGCAGGAGGACCAACCGGAAGAACUACCGGAGAUACCGGCGACGACGCCUGAACCGCAAGCGGCGGAUGACAAAACAACAGCUGAGGUGCAAAUGGAGCAAAAUAACUGA
This is a messenger RNA of Nerophis lumbriciformis (worm pipefish), 2871 nucleotides long. The record is from RefSeq and is a predicted model, not a curated record. Lineage: Eukaryota; Metazoa; Chordata; Actinopteri; Syngnathiformes; Syngnathidae.